AUGUCUCGAUCAAUCGCCCUCGCUGCCCUUCUCUACGCCCUUCCCAUAGCGGCCAAGACAGACAUUGACGGCUGCACCUCUUUCACCAGCACCGUCACUGUCCGACCCGAGCCCGGAUACGGAAACACAUACGAGAAGGUCAUUUGGUACGUCUCGGACAGUCUCGAGAUUUGCGAAGGUGUCGACUGCGGAGGAGGCCGUGCUCCUCAUAGGAGCGUCCCCGGAUGCCCUCUGUACAAGGGCACUGAGACGGUGACACCCAGGUUCUUGGAAAGCGACCCCAUGGGUUCCCCAACCCCUCCGGUGGUCAUUUCCAGCUCAGGUUCCGUUCUGCUUUCGGGUGUUUGGUACUCUGAUAGUGGUGAGACCGCGACUGGCGAUUACACUGGUAGUGCUUUGCCUGAGGAGACUGCUAGUGAGAAUUGGUCUCUGAGCUUUGGCACAGAUUCUGAUGAGACACUCACUAGAGAUUACACUGGCAUUGGUUUACCGACUAUUACCUCCUACAAGUUGACUGCAAUCACCUCGGCCCCUGCUGUCUCGACUCACAAGUCUAAUGGAACUGCCGCUACCACCGGCGCUGCUGGAACCGACUCUGACGGCGCUGCUAAGCCUACUGCCGUUGAUGUUGACAACGCCGGUGCUGGAGUCAUGGUCAAGGCCGCUGGUGUUCUUGCUGCUGUUGCCGGAGCCGUCGUCUUGGCUCUAUAG
This is a messenger RNA of Fusarium pseudograminearum CS3096, 711 nucleotides long. RefSeq lists its product as uncharacterized. The transcript has a single exon. Bases 1 to 711 code for a protein of 236 amino acids. The record is from RefSeq and is a predicted model, not a curated record. Lineage: Eukaryota; Fungi; Ascomycota; Sordariomycetes; Hypocreales; Nectriaceae.